This is a messenger RNA of Dictyostelium discoideum AX4, 2946 nucleotides long. It is a transcript of the gene colC, whose product is annotated as colossin C. Gene Ontology annotation, cellular component: extracellular region. Bases 1 to 2946 code for a protein of 981 amino acids. The record is from RefSeq and is a predicted model, not a curated record. Lineage: Eukaryota; Evosea; Eumycetozoa; Dictyosteliales; Dictyosteliaceae. The transcript has a single exon.
AUGAAAAUAUUAUAUUCAUUAUUAUUAAUAUCAAGUAUAAUUUUAAAUACUGUAUUAAAUAUUUCAUCACAAGUAUAUGAUCAACGUAUUUUGGCAUUAAAAGGAAAAUGUUAUUUAGAUUCAAAUAAAAAUGCAUUGUAUGAUGAAGGUGAACCAGGAUUUGGAAAUGUUGAAAUUUCUUUAGGAAAUGCAACUGAUUAUAAGGGAAAUAAAUAUCCAAUACGUUAUUCAUCUGCUGAUGGUACAUUUAUAUAUGAUGGAUUAACUCAACGUACAACUUAUGAAUUUACAUUUACCAAUCCAAAAGAUUAUUACUUUGAAACCUAUGAAAAGACAUUGGCUUGUCCACCAGGUGUACCAUGUAUUCGUCCAACGGUUUCAGCUGAUAAUUUGGCAGCAGAUCUUUUAGUUGCAAAUACCUUUGCCUAUAACAUUCCAUUGAUUAAACAAGUUGGUGUUUCAUCAGGCUCAUCUAUACUUACAGUUAGAAUUAGUGUUGAUUUGGGUUAUGUUGAGCAAACUCAACCACCAACUCAACCACCUACUCAACCACCUACUCAACCACCAACACCUCCACCAUUUACUGGUAGUGCCGUCGCUGGUUUAUUAUUUACCGAUAUCAAUGGUAAUGGAAUUUUUGAUGGAAGAGAUGUUUGGACAUCAAAUGUAUCGGUUGGAUUAUAUAAUUUCAAUGAUAAAACCAGAGCACUCGAUGUAAAUGGUAAUGUUAUUUCAUCAAUUACUACCGAUGCUAAUGGUAGAUAUGCAUUUGAAAAUGUUGCCAAUGGUGUUUAUUGUUUAUGGAUGGAAGGUACAAAAUAUUUCAAUCCAGGUUGCGUUGGUAGAAUUGAAAUCAACUCUGCAACAAUGCCAAAAUCAGUUGCAUCAGAUGGUGUUCAAUCACCAACCAUUUUAAGAGCUGGUUCAUUUAGUCUUUUCCUUACUGGUAAUUCUGGAUAUGGUGGUUAUGCAUACAAUGACAUAGACCUCAAUGGAUAUUUGAGUAGUAGAGAUCAAGGUAUCGCUGGUAUUAUUGUCAAGAUUUACCUACCAGUUUAUAAUUUCCUCUUUGGAACCGUUACAACCGAUUCAAAUGGUAGAUGGUCAUUCAGUGGUUUACAACCAGGUUUCCCAGUUAGAAUUGAGUUUGUAAUUCCAAAUGAUUUCACUUCAACUGGUGCAAAUUUGGUAAAUUUCGUAACAGUUGGUCAAUCUAUUGACUUAAGCAUUGGUUUGAUUCCAAAAUCUUUAACUGGUGUAAAUGCAGGUCCAAGUAAUCCAAAAUCAUUUGUUACCACCUGUUUUGUUAAAGGUUCAUACAAUGGUAAAUAUAAAGAUGAGCCAACAGUUGUUGAAAUUAACAAAGAUGCACAAGGUAAAGCAUAUGCUCAACAAUCAGCUGACUAUAUGAAGGUAUUGGCAAGUCAUAAAGAUACCGGUUCAGUUCAUGGUGUUGCUUUUAAUCCAGAUAAUGGUGAUAAGUUUGUAUCAUCUUAUCAUAAGACAAACUCUGAUUUUGGUCCAUCAGGUAGUUGUGCAAUUUAUAAACUUUCAAGUGGUAUCAUUACAACACAUGUUAACUUUAAUGAUGUAUUUGGUAAAUCCUAUUGUGGUGGUUAUGCACAUUACUUUGAUUUCCGUGAAAUAUCAACUGCUGGUCCAUUAGUUGGUAAAGCAAGUCUUGGUCAAAUGACCUAUUACAACAAGAAACUCUAUGUAACCAAUCUUGGAAAGAAUGAAAUUUUGGUUGUACCAAUUUAUCAAAAUCCAAAUGCAACCAAUGUUGAAAGAAUUCCAGUUGCAAAUCCAGGUUGUAGUAGUGGUGAUGAUUGGCACAUUUUCCCAGUUACAGUAUUCCAAGGCGAGCUAUUCACAGGUGGUGUUUGUUCUGGUGAAAAAGGUAGUAGAUUAUCAACCUAUAUUCUAAAGUAUAAUCCAAAUAGUAAAUCAUUUUCAACUGUUCUCUUCUAUACACUCGGUUAUGCAAGAGGUUGUCGUUAUCUUGAUUCAUUUGGAAGUUGUGUAUCAAGUGUUUGGCAAAAAUGGUCAAAUAAUGAUUCUCCUCAAGCAUUGUUAUCAACUAUUAUUUUCGAUGUUAGUGGUCAUCUCAUUAUGGCAUACAAAGAUCGUUCAGGUGAUAUUUCAGCAGUUGUUUCAGCACCAGAACUUUUGAUUGCAUGUUUAGGUACUGAUGGUCUUUUCUAUUUGGAGAGUGGAGGUAAAUGUGGUAGUCUUGUUGGUGCCGGAGUUGAUCAAAAAUCACUCACUGGUCUUAGAUAUGGUCCAGGUAAUGGUAAUUUCUUUGAUAAUCAUAAAACAGGUCUUCAUGACUAUACCAAUGCUUUUGGUGCAACUAAAGGUGGUCGUGAUAUUAUUGUUACAACUGGUUUCGAUUACUAUGAAGCAUUUGAAGGUUCAAUUCGUUGGUAUAAUGCAACCUCUGGUAAACAACUAAAAGGUUACUCUUUAUAUAUAACCUCUUCAAAUGGUCGUACCCCAUCUCCAACCUUUGGUAAACAAAAUGGUCUUGGUGAUAUUACUUCAGUGUAUGAUUCUUCUCUUCCACAAUAUCGUGUUGGUAGAGUUUGGCUUGAUAUAAAUGGUAAUGGUAUUCAAGAUGCUGGUGAACCUGGUAUUUCAGGAAUCACAGUAUUCUUAAUCUAUGGUCAACAAUCAACUCCAACAAGUCAAACUGUAUCCGAUUCAAAUGGUUAUUUCAAAUUUGAAGUUGAUUUCAGUUCAAAUUAUUAUUGUGUAAUUCCUGUUGCAUUCUUCCAAGCUGGUUCUUCCAUUACAAUGAGAAAUGCUGAUCCAACUCAUCCAAAUACAAAUAGUGAUGCUUUCUUAUCAACUGUUGAUAAUGUUUAUGUCACUUCUUUUACUUCUUCUGAUGCUGGUGGUUAUUAUUUUAAUGGUUGUUCAUUUGGUAUUAUUCCAAAAAAAUAA